CUGGUGUUGGCAUCUAGUAGAGUUCAGUUGUUCAUGCUGACAACUUCAAGCAUCAGACCAUGUACAGAGUGAAAAUAGGGUCCUUAACCAUGUGUGGUGUUCAUCUUAUCAUCUUAGAGACUUCAGAUUUCUCUGCUGUUAAUGCUUCUGGUAACAUCGGAUCUCAAUGUUGAAGGUAAAAGAAAAGUUCACAAGGAAUUGAGAUUGAGAGCGGUUUCAGAUGGGUAACACUUGUGUAGGACCAAGUAUUUCUAAGAAUGGAUUUUUUCAAUCAGUUUCAGCCGCAAUGUGGCGAUCCCGAUUACCUUCCGAUGGAGAUAUUUCUCAUCGUACUGACAAAGAAGUCAUCAGUGACGCACAAUCUGAAGGGAAAGAGCUUGAAAUUCCUCCCCCUGUUCCAAACCAACCCCCUGAACCAAUGAAGAUCCCCAAACAGGAAACCAAGCCAGCAGCUCCUCCAGCAGAGCCUGUCAAACCCAAGAAGCCCCAUCAUAGAAGAACAGAGAGUGCUGGGCUCCAGGUAGAUAAGGUGUUACAGACAAAAACUGGACAUUUAAAGGAUUUCUACACCUUGGGGCGUAAGCUUGGACAAGGACAGUUUGGGACAACUUAUCUAUGUGUGGAGAAAGCAACAGGAAAAGAGUAUGCUUGCAAAUCAAUUGCGAAAAGGAAACUGAUAACAGAAGAGGAUGUAGAGGAUGUGAGACGGGAAAUUCAGAUAAUGCACCACUUGGCAGGCAAUCCCAACGUUAUCUCCAUCAAAGGAGCUUAUGAGGAUGGUGUUGCUGUUCAUGUUAUCAUGGAAUUGUGUGCAGGAGGUGAAUUAUUUGAUCGGAUCGUUCAGAAGGGUCAUUUUACAGAGAGGAAGGCUGCUGAACUUGCUAGGAUUAUAGUUGGUGUGGUGCAAGCUUGCCAUUCUAUGGGAGUCAUGCAUCGAGACCUUAAGCCUGAGAAUUUUCUCUUUGUAAGUCAUGAGGAGGAUUCUCCUCUUAAGACAAUUGACUUUGGAUUGUCUGUAUUCUUCAAGCCAGGGGAAAUUUUUAGCGAUGUGGUUGGCAGCCCUUACUAUGUUGCCCCAGAAGUUCUGCGAAAGCGUUAUGGUCCAGAAGUUGAUGUUUGGAGUGCUGGGGUGAUCAUCUACAUUCUGUUAAGUGGGGUCCCUCCAUUUUGGGAUGAAACCGAGCAAGGGAUAUUUGAACAGGUCCUGCAUGGCCAUCUUGACUUUUCAUCAGACCCCUGGCCUAGCAUCUCAGAAAGUGCAAAAGAUUUAAUUCGGAAAAUGCUUGUUAGAGACCCAAAAAAGCGGCUAACUGCUCAUCAAGUUCUUUGCCACCCUUGGGUCCAAGUUGAUGGUGUGGCCCCUGAUAAGCCUCUUGAUUCAGCAGUUCUCACACGAUUAAAGCACUUUUCAGCCAUGAACAAACUGAAGAAAAUGGCACUGAGAGUCAUUGCAGAGAGCCUCUCAGAAGAAGAGAUUGCUGGCCUAAAAGAAAUGUUCAAGAUGAUAGACACAGAUAAUAGUGGCCAAAUCACUUUCGAAGAACUCAAGGCUGGAUUGAAGAGGGUUGGUGCAAAUCUGACAGAGUCCGAAAUACAUGAUCUAAUGCAAUCAGCAGACGUGGACAAUAGUGGGACCAUUGAUUAUGGGGAGUUCAUAGCUGCAACGUUACAUCUAAACAAAAUUGACAGGGAAGAUCAUCUAUUUGCUGCUUUCUCUUACUUUGACAAAGAUGGUAGUGGUUAUAUCACCCAAGAUGAGCUUCAACAAGCUUGUGAGGAAUUUGGCAUAGAGGAUGCUCAGUUGGAAGAUAUGAUCCGAGAAGUAGAUCAGGACAAUGAUGGAACAAUAGAUUACAACGAGUUUGUGGCCAUGAUGCAAAAGGGAAAUGUAGUAGGAAAUGCUGGCUUCAAUAAGAAAGGCGUAGAAGAUACUUUCAGCAUUGGAUUUAGGGAUGCUCUGAAGCUUGGUUGACAUAUAUAGCAGUGAGGGGUUUUUUUCCCUUCCCCACCCCCCUUAUUUUAUUGUAGAUUUGAUAUCAACUACAAUUUGUAAAGAUCAGCUGUUGCGAAUAGAAAGAGCAAGCAUGCUCCUUUUAGAGCUCACAUGUCAAACUUAUUCAUAGUUUCUGUUGUAAUGAAUUUUGCAUUUUUAAUAGGAUGCAGAUGCUCCUCUCUCUUGUAUACUAUGCAGGAAUAUAAAUUUUCCAUUUAUUUUCUCUU
Messenger RNA from Telopea speciosissima, 2220 nucleotides. Its product is annotated as calcium-dependent protein kinase 1-like. Gene Ontology annotation, biological process: protein autophosphorylation; intracellular signal transduction; peptidyl-serine phosphorylation. Gene Ontology annotation, molecular function: ATP binding; calcium ion binding; calcium-dependent protein serine/threonine kinase activity. The transcript has 7 exons. Gene Ontology annotation, cellular component: nucleus; cytoplasm. The record is from RefSeq and is a predicted model, not a curated record. Lineage: Eukaryota; Viridiplantae; Streptophyta; Magnoliopsida; Proteales; Proteaceae. The coding region runs from base 221 to 1972 and encodes 583 amino acids.